Messenger RNA from Amorphotheca resinae ATCC 22711, 1154 nucleotides. RefSeq lists its product as hypothetical. Bases 46 to 978 code for a protein of 310 amino acids. The transcript has 2 exons. Lineage: Eukaryota; Fungi; Ascomycota; Leotiomycetes; Helotiales; Amorphothecaceae. The record is from RefSeq and is a predicted model, not a curated record.
CCCCAACCCAUACCCGCGCUUUGCUCGGAACCCGUGAAUCAUGCCAUGACAUUCGGCGAUGAGAAAUCUAACAUCUAUCCCGAUUAUUGCCAUGAGUUAUCUCCUACGAUCGGAAGAUGGUGUCCGCUGCGAGCUGUCGACGUGCACGCCCUGCAGAGUGUGGGAAUGUUCGAUAAUGGAAAAGAAUUAUACCAUUAUGGAAACCACCCGAUAAAAUGGGUGCGUGUCACCGGCGUCAUAGUAGCUAUUGAUGAAUUCUUCGCCCGAAGAAUCUUCACCAUUGAUGAUAGCAGUGGCAUGUGCAUCGAAUGCACAUGUCCUGCUCCUCCGUCACCCGGCCCAGCUAUCCCCGCGCACCUCGACAAGGCCUCCGACCCUAACCGUAUGACUUCAACGUCUGCCUUGAAGGCGGAUAUCCGUAAGCCGGCAAAACCAGAAGAACUACCCACUCCCACUGUAGAGACGCCCUGGGUUCCAUGGCAGGACAUCGAUGUUGGUGCUGUGGUCAAGAUAAAGGGCAAACCAAGCAGCUUUCGGGAGAUGAAACAGGUAGAGAUAAUCAAGGUUGAGGUGAUGCGGAGUACGGAACAGGAAGUCCGAUGCUGGAAUGAAGUUCUGUCGUUUCGAAAGGAUGUGUUGAGGAUUCCGUGGGUGGUCAGUCGAGAGGCGGAGGAGAAAUGCAGGAGGCGGGCUGAAAAGGAGCAGUACCAGAGAAGCUCAAGGAAGGAUGGGAGGAGGAGAAAUAUGGAUAGGAGUAGGGUUAUGGGCGAGGAUAAACUCCAGAAAAGAGAGGCGGAGAGACGGGAAAAUGAUGAUGAGAGUGACGAUACUGGACGGAAGAGGAAGGAGAAGCACGAGCAGAAGAAACGGAGGCAUAAGACAGAGCGAGAGGGGCUGGAUCCGGAGAAUAAGGUGAAUUACCCCUCGCUGGCAGUGAGGAGGAGGCUGGCUGGGAAGUACGAUGCAUUGGGUAUAUGACACUUUCGGGAACACCUGUACUGUGACGACUUACUUCCUUGCCUCCGUAGCUUCGGUAGGCGUUGACGAGCUCUGCUACCCUGUAUUUACAUAUAUGCACAUACGUCUCUGCAAGGUGAGAGGUCAAAGCAAGUCACUUAUAUCAUCAACAGUAUCAAGGAAAAUUGUUAUUUGGG